Molecule: messenger RNA, 1232 nt
Organism: Planococcus citri (citrus mealybug)
Lineage: Eukaryota; Metazoa; Arthropoda; Insecta; Hemiptera; Pseudococcidae
Product: chromobox protein homolog 1-like
Exons: 2
Coding region: 436-1050 (204 amino acids)
Biological process (GO): negative regulation of transcription by RNA polymerase II; chromatin organization
Cellular component (GO): nucleus; pericentric heterochromatin
Molecular function (GO): chromatin binding
Source: RefSeq, a predicted model, not a curated record
GUUAGAACAAAACUUUAAAAAUGACUAAAGAGGUAAUUUAAUGACACAAACAAAACAACAAAACUCGUGUUUCGUGUACGAUUGAAUCGCAAAAUGAAAAAAAAAUUGAAAUAACACAAAAUGAAAAGGAUGUACGGUCGUACGCUCUGUGGGCUGCGCACUUGCGCAGUAAGCCUUAAAUUGCGAGAGCCAGUUUCAACCAGUAGCAUUUUUUAUCAUACCAUAUCCCCUCAUCGUUGAAAAAUCACGAAACUUUGCUCACGCUCUGUCCAACAAGUUUGUUUAUGAAUUCAUUUCGAUAAGUCAACAACAGAUCUUUUUCGUUGUAUUCGUUGUAUUCGUUGUAUUGAUUCUGUUCGUUUAUGUAUUCGAGUCGCUUUAUUUUAUUUUAGCCAUAUUAUUUGCAAAUUUGACUUCAAGUGGAAACUUUAUAACAUGGAAUCAUCCAUUCGCAAUACUGAGAUAAAUAUGAAUGGUCAGAGCCACGAAGAAACUUACAUCGUCGAAAAGAUCGUGAAGAAGAGAAUAAGGAAAGGACAAGAACAAUACCUAGUCAAAUGGCUGGGUUAUCCGUCAUCAAAGAAUACCUGGGAGCCAAGAUCGCAUCUCGCUGAAUGCAAAUAUUUAAUCGCACAGCUCGAAUCGCGAAAAAAAACACCGAGCAAGCGAAGAUCAAAAGCCUCCAAAGGAUCAACUUCUCGUACUUCCGAUAUAAAUGCAUCGCUUACGAAAUCUAAAAACGUUGCCGAUGUCGAAUUGAACGAAUCCACUUCGAAUGGAAUUAGAGGCCGAAGAAGUAAGAAAAUAAAUUCCGAAAAAACAGCUUUUGCGCGCAAUCUUAAGCCUCUAGAAAUCGUGGGCUAUGUCGAAUGCGAUGGAGAGCAUUAUUUUCUAAUCAAGUGGGAUAGUGGAAAAAUCGGUAUGGUUCCGAACAACGAUGCUCGCAAGUUUUGCCCACAAUUGGUGAUUAAGUUUUACGAAAGCAAAAUCAGUUUUCAACCUGCCAUACAGAAUAAUCUUUCUCGUCGUUUCGAAAAUUCGAGUGAUUGAUUCAUUGUGAUGUCUUUUUAUGUAGUUAUAUCAGGUUCCUGUUGUAAAUUAAUGUUAUUUUACUUUGACUUGACGAUAUUAAGUAUGCAUAUUGUAUCAUUUUAUAGUAUGUUUUUACUCUUUCAGUGAUAGUAUUUUUGAAUUGAUUGUAUGCAAGUGAUUAAAUGUUCCUCUUUUUGUAU